This is a messenger RNA of Perca flavescens (yellow perch), 637 nucleotides long. RefSeq names its product G2/M phase-specific E3 ubiquitin-protein ligase-like. The record is from RefSeq and is a predicted model, not a curated record. Bases 1 to 585 code for a protein of 194 amino acids. NCBI's taxonomy places the organism in Eukaryota, Metazoa, Chordata, Actinopteri, Perciformes, Percidae. Gene Ontology annotation, molecular function: ubiquitin-protein transferase activity. The transcript has 3 exons.
AUGGUACAGAACAGCACUAUGUUGCAGACAGCAGGGUGCUUCAAACAUGUAAGGUCAGUUGAGGAAAGGAAGUCGAUUGUAAAGGAGUACCUCAGGUGGUACAUCAUUGACAGAAACCACAGUGCAAUUGAAAGAUUCAAGGAUGGGCUUUCCAGCUUGCAGGUGUUAACAGUGCUGCAGCAGCAUCCUGAAGUCCUGACACCUGUUCUCUGCCUGUCAGAUAAAAAGUUAUCUGCUACGGACAUUGAGAAUAUCUUCCGACCAGAGCUAAGUCUGCGUGGAAGCAACAAGAGGCUACAGGAGGAAAAAACACUAUCUUUCUGGGCAGACUACCUUCUUGAUUGUGAAGAAAGUCAAAGUGAAGUAACCCUGGAGGAGGUCUUCAUGUUUGCCACAGGUGUGCCAUGCAUACCUCCUGCUGGUAUGGAACCUCAGCCACGCCUUCACUUCCUGGCCAGUUCAACGCUCCCUAUGGCAAAUACAUGUGCCAAUACUUUAAUGUUGCCACUCCUGGAAAACUACAACACCUUUAAGGCAAAAAUGAGCUUUGGGAUUAAGAAUUCCCCUGGCUUUGGAUGCAUUUAGACAGUUAUCAACUGUCAGCCCCUUGAACCAUUGUCAUUGAAUUACCUAUGUG